Aspergillus niger is the source of this 906-nucleotide messenger RNA. RefSeq lists its product as uncharacterized. The record is from RefSeq and is a predicted model, not a curated record. NCBI's taxonomy places the organism in Eukaryota, Fungi, Ascomycota, Eurotiomycetes, Eurotiales, Aspergillaceae. The coding region runs from base 1 to 906 and encodes 301 amino acids. The transcript is spliced from 3 exons.
AUGAAUCGCUAUCGAAAUGCUCCCGGCCUCAGAGGCCCUACCAAGGCAACUCCUAGCACCUUGUGUCAAAAAUGCCUGAAACGAGGGCACUAUAGUUAUGAAUGUACAGUGACCGCCCAGGAGCGGCCGUACAUGUCUCGUCCAUCACGCACGCAGCAGUUGUUGAACCCCAAACUGCGGCCGCAACUCUCAGCUGAUGUCCCUAGUGACUCGUCGCGCACCAAAGGACUAGCGACUGAGAUUCUUGCUAAGCGUGAGGAAGAACGAGGUCGCAAAAGAGAGCAUGAUGAGGCGGACCCUCUUGACAGUCGCACUCAGACCUCUAAACGAGCUCGGUCAGCAUCAUCACAUUCGGUCAGCUCGGUAUCGACGAUAUCGACCAGUCGGUCACACUCGAGAUCGCCCUCUCGCCAUGCGGACUAUGGUGCUAGGAAGAGCCAUGGCCGAACAAGGUCCAUCUCUUCCCAUGUCUCCGGACCCAGGAAGAGACGCUACAGCGAUGCGUCUUCCCAUGAUUCUGCAGUCUCCUACUCGUCCAGGGACAGAGAUUCACGUUCUCGAUCGCGUGAAUGGCAGGGUGACAGAAACACCCGGCGGAGGCGUCGAGAAUCCAGCCCCGAAGAACGGGGCCGGCCUCGACACAUGUCGCGGGACCGUGAACGACGAGACAGGUCCCGAAGUCAGAGCGUGGAUCACAGCCGAAUUGCCAGGGCGAGACGGUCUGCGACCCCAGAGAAGCGGCCGGAGCGUAGCUAUCCUGCUUCAAGAGAUUAUAGGGAUGGUCCGGGUCGCUCGCAGAAGGAUGGACGGGGCCAAGGACGUGCGCCGCCUCCGCCCCGUGAGAGGAGUCUCAGUCCUUACAGCAAGCGUCUUGCGUUGACGCAGUCCAUGAACAUGGGCAGCUAG